GUAGGUCGCGAAGAAUAUAUUUUCCUUUCAUUUUCUACAACAACCAGUUGCGCUUACGACUCUGCGACGUCGUCGUCAAAGUACUGAAGUUAGUACAUUAUAUUUGAACUUUUCUCGGAUCUCCCUACCACAAAUGCUAUUGGCGAAACGCGACGGUGCGUAAAAUCCAAGGAGUCGUCAACGACAACAUUCCUACACGCUUCCGAAGGAAGACACGAUUGUGUUUACACAAGACUUAAUUGAGUGAAAACCUGUUUACACAUAAACUUUACAUAAUGGGGUCUUUAACGAUAAGUGUCAGACAUACUUUCCAUUCUCUUUGUACAACUACUGCAAAGGCAAUGUCUACCAGCACGAUGUUAAAUCCAAAAGAUGAUGUGAAAGAAGUAGUACUUAAGUAUUUAGAUGGAAAAGACAAUGGCAUUGCAGUAUUAGGACUAAAUCGACCUACAGUUUGCAAUGCUCUUGGCAAAACUUUAACUAGUCAGUUACAUGAUGCCAUUUCUUCCAUCAGAGAAGAUUCAAAGUUGAGAGUAUUAAUCAUUCGUAGUUUGGUCCCAAAAGUUUUCUGUGCUGGUGCAGACUUGAGAGAAAGAGCAAGAAUGGACACAGCAGAAAUUUCAAAAUUUGUUUCAUUCUUGAGAAAUAUGACAUAUGAUAUAGAAACUUUACCAACCCCGGUAAUAUCUGCUAUUGAUGGUGCUGCAUUAGGUGGUGGACUAGAAAUUGCUCUAGCCACAGAUAUUAGAGUUGCAGCAUCAGAAGCUAAAAUGGGCCUUGUAGAAACAAAAUGGGCUAUUAUUCCUGGAGCAGGAGGCACUCAAAGACUUCCAAGAAUAAUUGGAAGUGCUAGAGCAAAAGAACUUAUUUACACUGCACGCAUUGUUGAUGGUGAACAGGCUAUGAAGAUUGGUUUAGUAAAUGAAGUAGUUCCACAAAAUAAAAGUGGUGAUGCGGCUUAUCAAGCUGCUUUAACAAUUGCCAGAGAAAUCUUACCUAAUGGACCAAUUGGAGUUAAAAUGGCAAAAACAGCAAUAUCAAAAGGUCUACAAAUGCCUAUUACAGAUGGAUUUGAAAUUGAAAAACAAUGUUAUAACACAGUUGUAGAUUCAAAAGAUAGAAUCGAAGGACUUGCAGCAUUUGGGACGAAACGUAUGCCCAUUUAUCAAGGAGUUUAAACAUAUAAAAAUGAAAUACAACGUAUUUUAUAAGUUUGUUACGCUUAAUUAUCUACAUAUCACGAAAGUGCAUUUUAAUCGAGA
This is a messenger RNA of Bombus terrestris (buff-tailed bumblebee), 1262 nucleotides long. RefSeq names its product methylglutaconyl-CoA hydratase, mitochondrial. The coding region runs from base 276 to 1178 and encodes 300 amino acids. Gene Ontology annotation, molecular function: enoyl-CoA hydratase activity. Gene Ontology annotation, cellular component: mitochondrion. The record is from RefSeq and is a predicted model, not a curated record. NCBI's taxonomy places the organism in Eukaryota, Metazoa, Arthropoda, Insecta, Hymenoptera, Apidae. Gene Ontology annotation, biological process: fatty acid beta-oxidation. The transcript has 3 exons.